Molecule: messenger RNA, 1673 nt
Organism: Nerophis ophidion (straightnose pipefish)
Lineage: Eukaryota; Metazoa; Chordata; Actinopteri; Syngnathiformes; Syngnathidae
Product: prostacyclin synthase-like
Exons: 10
Coding region: 83-1543 (486 amino acids)
Biological process (GO): prostaglandin biosynthetic process
Molecular function (GO): heme binding; iron ion binding; prostaglandin-I synthase activity
Source: RefSeq, a predicted model, not a curated record
GGAGCGGAAGUGUCUUAAAAAGAGCUCACUGCACUGACGGCCCGCACACACAAGCUAGAGGGCGAGAAAGUAUACACACGAAAUGAUCUGGACUGUUUUCCUGCUGGUUCAUGUUGUACUUCUUUAUUUCCUGCUAACACUCAGAUCCAGGUCCCAGGGUGAACCACCUUUAGACAAAGGCGCUAUCCCAUGGCUGGGACAUGCACUUGAAUUCGGAAAAGAUGCUGCGAAAUUCUUAAGACAAAUGAAGCUGAAGCAUGGCGAUAUCUUCACUGUGCGUGUUGCCGGGUGCUAUGUCACAGUGCUGCUGGACCCUCACUCGUACGACUGUGUGAUAAACGACAGCGACUCACUGGACUUUCAGCGCUAUGCCGAGGUGCUCAUGGAGAGAAUCUUCAAGCUCCGCCUCCCACAUCAUCAUCAACCCGCUCGGACAAAAGCGCUGAUGAAACAGCAUUUCCUGGGAAUGAACUUGGCCAGCCUAAACGUUACUAUGAGCAGACACCUUGAGGCUUUGCUGAAAACAGAGAUGUCUCCGAACCAGAAAUACUGGAACGAAAGGGGACUGUUUGACUUCUCGUAUGGCGUUCUUUUCAAGGCGGGUUACCUGACGCUCUUUGGAUCAGAACAGAACAACAACUGUGCCGAUCCUUCCUGCGUCUACGAAGAGUACCGCAAGUUUGACAACCUCCUAACUAAGCUGGCAAGAGGCACCUUGAAACCAGAGGAGAGGAAGACAGCCCAAAAUGUCCGUUACAAGCUGUGGGAACUUUUGACCCCAGUGGGUCAAACGGACAACUCUAGCUCAAUGACGUGGCUUAACGGCUACAGGCAACUUCUGCAGCAGGAGGGAGCAGACGAAGAGAUGCAGAGGAGGGCCGUACUGAUGCAACUUUGGGCCACGCAGGGUAACGUCGGCCCUGCUGCCUUUUGGCUUUUAGGAUUCUUGCUGACAAAUCUUGAAGCGCUGAGUGCAGUGCGGAGGGAGUUCAAGCAGAUUUCACAAAUGGAAACGUCAGAAGCUUCGCUGCUUGGCACUCCUGGAAACACUCCUGUCUUUGACAGUGCCUUGGAAGAAACGCUUAGACUCACCGCUGCCCCCUUUAUCACCAGAGAAGUAUUGCAGGGUAAGACCAUUCAAAUGGCUAACGGACAAGAGUACCAACUGCGAAAAGGAGACCGUGUGUGCUUGUUCCCGUACAUUAGCCCUCAGAUGGACCCUGAGAUCUACCCUGAACCGCAGAAGUUCCAGUUUGACCGCUUUCUGAAUGCAGAUGGAUCCUCUAGAAGGGAUUUUUACAAAGGAGGCAGCCAACUGAAAUAUUACACCAUGCCAUGGGGAGCAGGGACCAAUGGCUGCGUGGGAAAGCAGUUUGCCAUCAAUACCAUCAGACGGUUUGUUUACCUGGUGUUAAAUAUGGAUUUGGAAUUAUGUGACCUAAACGCCAAGAUGCCAGAGAUAAACGCCAGUCGUUAUGGUUUUGGGAUGCUGCAACCACAGGGAGACUUGUUGGUGCGCUUUAAAACCAGGACGACGCAAUGAAUCUUCACAAAAAAAGAUAUAUUUAUAUGAUACAGUCAUGUACGGUAGUGCCUGAUCUUUUAAUAUUUUAUAUUUAUAUUGUGUGCUAAUUAUUUUUGUUAUUUAAGAAUAAAUCAGUUGAAUAAAUGAA